AUGAAUCUCACCGAAUGCAGGACGGUGAGCGAAAGUGCCACGCAAAUCUGUGAGGCACCACUCCUUCCAUCCUUCCUUCCUUUCCUCCUCCCUCCUCAAAUCCCAUCCCUCUCUGUCUCUGUUUACUAUUCUCCUUCUCCGGCAGGCAGGCUGGCAGGUUACUUGGCCCUCCUAGCCGAACGCAGCAGAAGGAGCAGCCCACAUACGGGAACGACAUACGGAUACAGGGAGGGGAUGGGGAGGCGGAGGAUGAGGGUCAAGGACGAUACAGAUGGCCCGAAUGUAAUCUCCCUUUCCCUUUCCAUCCCCCCUUCACCGGGUCUGCGGCGCAGGCGUCAUGGAACGAAGGAUGAAGGAGGCCGCAUGUUCGCUGCAUCUACCAAUCUGCACUGCUGCACGAAGUCCCUCUGGUGUCGUCAUUGCUGCUCCUCCUCCUCCUCCUCCUCCCCUCUCUGCCACGCUUUACUUCCUUUUUCUUCAGUUCUCCAGUGCGAGAUAAGGGACAUGGGUGAGUAG
Colletotrichum paranaense is the source of this 516-nucleotide messenger RNA. RefSeq lists its product as uncharacterized. NCBI's taxonomy places the organism in Eukaryota, Fungi, Ascomycota, Sordariomycetes, Glomerellales, Glomerellaceae. The transcript has a single exon. Bases 1 to 516 code for a protein of 171 amino acids. The record is from RefSeq and is a predicted model, not a curated record.